Molecule: messenger RNA, 944 nt
Organism: Gastrolobium bilobum
Lineage: Eukaryota; Viridiplantae; Streptophyta; Magnoliopsida; Fabales; Fabaceae
Product: VQ motif-containing protein 4-like
Exons: 1
Coding region: 11-844 (277 amino acids)
Source: RefSeq, a predicted model, not a curated record
CCAAUCAGCUAUGGACUCAAACACCAUAUCCCCAAGAAGGUACCAACAAAACCAUCAUCAGCAUCAGCACCACCCAACAACAACCCUUCUUCCUUCUCCACGUCACAGUCACAACAACUCAAGCAGCAGCAGUAACAGCAGCAAUGGACACCACCACCACCACAACCCUUCUCAACAAUUGCCACCAUUAACACCCACCACACCCACACCCACACCCUCCUCUUACCCUCCAAAACCCAUCACGAGAUCCGAAUCCGCCAACCCGUACCCGACAACCUUCGUCCAAGCUGACACCUCAUCCUUCAAGCAAGUUGUCCAAAUGCUCACCGGAACCACCGAGACGGCGAAGCAAGCCUGCUCCGCCUACUCCGCCGCCAUCACCAAACCAACCUCCGAAACCAAAACCCACAUCCCACCCAUCAAAACCACCAUCCCAAAGAAACCGCACCAAUCAGGGUUCAAGCUCUACGAGCGUAGAAACUCCCUUAAGAACCUUAACAUCAACCCUUUGCUCCCUGUUUUCUCCUCAAACAACGCUUCAGGGUUCUCUCCUCGGAAGCCUGAGGUUCUGUCUCCCAGCAUCCUCGAUUUCCCUUCGCUUGUUCUUAGCCCUGUCACUCCCCUCAUACCCGACCCGUUUGACCGAUCCGGCACUGCCCCUUCCGGGUACAGUGCGAUUGGGAGCCCCAUUUUGGAUACUGAGGCUGAAGAGAGAGCUAUCAAAGAGAAGAGCUUUUUCUUUCACCCUUCUCCGGCAACCACUCCCAGGGACUCUGAACCUCGCUUGCUUCCCCUGUUCCCUAUAACUUCUCCCAGAGCUUCUGGUUCUUCUUCAUCGUCUUGAAUUAUUUAAAUUUCAUUUUUUUUUUCUUUUGUCUUCUAGAUUUUGUGUAAGAUUCUUAUAUAUAUUAAUGGCAUUGAUGAGGAUGAGAGAGAUAAAUUUG